This is a messenger RNA of Rotaria sp. Silwood2, 420 nucleotides long. The record is from the annotation of a GenBank genome assembly. NCBI's taxonomy places the organism in Eukaryota, Metazoa, Rotifera, Eurotatoria, Philodinida, Philodinidae.
AUGAUAAAUCCAUCAGAUCGUUGUCACCAUAUCAGCGAAUUAUUUAAUCACAGCUUCGUUCAAACUCAACUUCUUCGUCGUGUCAAAUAUUAUCAUUUACCAUAUCAAAAACAUUCAUUAAAUAUUUCUUGUUUUUAUGACGAUGUUUAUCUUUGUUUAUGUUACGAUUUCGAACAACAACGUUUAGCAAAUUUUUUUGAAUUUAAUCAUAAUAUGAAAUAUGAUUGUUUAGGUCAAAGUGCUUGUGAAAAUGAAGGUCAAUGUUUUCAAGAGGACCAAAAUUGUCCAAGAAAAUCAAUAUGUAUAUGUUCACCAUGCUUUUAUGGAACACGAUGUCAAUUUAGUGUAAAUGGAUUUGUUUUAUCACUUGAUGCUAUCUUAGGUUAUCAUAUUCAACCACAGGUUAAUUUUUUAAAUUAA